UUUGAAAGUGGCCGAGCACGCAGCAACCUGGGGGUACGCGCACGCUGGAUUCAUGCAUGCCAGCUUCCGCCCUUCCUUCUGACAAAGACCAUUUCUGGUCGAAGCGUGUUUUCUGUUUUCUUCAGAUCAGUGCCCAUCUAAACAAGGAGAGCUGGUAUUUACCCCUCACGGUCACUGCAACGAGCUUAUCAUGGGUGAUUCAGAAGUAUUUUUUGCGUCUUUAAUUUGGUUUUACUAGUGAAGAGUAUCAUCAAAUUAGGAAUAGUUUUCAGGUAGUUUGUGGCUGCUGGAUCCAGUCCUGUAAGGGAGUGAAAUUGACACGCCAUCAAUUGCGGAGAUGACUCGAAAUAGCCCAGAGCCUGUGACUCGGGAUGGCUGUGGAUAGUUAUUAAGAUACUUCACACCUUUCUCCAGUCAUGGCAAUCCUUAUGAAGAUCUACCUUUUCACCUAUAACCUGAUUCAGUUCCUGGGCUUUGUGUGGAUCUUUUCCAAAAUGACUGCACGUCUUGUUCUAGAGGGGAAAGAGUCUGUUUAUCACACCUUCAAGUUCUGUUGGACUACGAUGUUCAUUUGUCAGAUUUUGGCAGUGGUUGAGGUCAUUAACCCAGCCUUGGGGCUGGUAAACACAGCAGUCUUCCCUGCCAUGGUCCAGGUGAUGGGCAGGAAUGUCAUACUGUUUGUCAUUUUUGGAAGCCUGGCCGAAAUGCAGAACCGUGUUGUGGUGUUCUUUGUCUUCUACCUGUGGAGCACCAUUGAGAUCUUCAGGUACCCAUUUUAUAUGCUGGCCAGCAUUGGCCUGGAGUGGAGAUUGCUCACCUGGCUCAGGUACACCGUCUGGACAUUACUAUACCCACUGGGCACUGUAGCAGAAGCUGUGGCUGUGGUGCAGUCUCUGAGCCUUUUUGAUGCGUCGGGUCUGUACAGUAUUCCUUUACCUGCAGCCCUUGGCCAGUCCAUCAGCUUCUCCCUCACACUCAAACUAUAUUUAUUUGUCAUGUUUCUGGGUCUUUUUAUAAACAUGAGGCAUCUGAUCAGCCAGAGAAGACGCCAUUUCCUCAGGAGAGAACUCAAAGUUGACUGAGCCAUAAGCACUUUUUUUACCCCCAAGUGAAGUAUUCACCAUGCACUCCCACACAAACUCUACAAUGGGGCCAGUAUGAAGUAGGACAGCAAUUCACAUGUUCUGGACACCUUAAGGAUUACAUAGAAGACAACAGGAACCCCCCAGGGGAAGGGCAUCAUACCACAGCAGAUCCAAUUGUUGUGAUUGUCAUUAUGAUUAACAGUAUUUCCUUUUCUUUCAGUACCGUACUACCGUACUGUUUGGUCUCUUUAUUCAUCCCAUCUCUGUAUUACUAUAAUACAUCAUACACCAUAAUCUAAUACUACAAGUAUGCACUGCACUGCCCAGAAUUUUUUUUUUUUAUCAUGGCAGCAAACAGACUGAUUUUAUUGACAAAUAUAGUCACUCAAACACG
Molecule: messenger RNA, 1479 nt
Organism: Alosa alosa (allis shad)
Lineage: Eukaryota; Metazoa; Chordata; Actinopteri; Clupeiformes; Clupeidae
Product: very-long-chain (3R)-3-hydroxyacyl-CoA dehydratase-like
Exons: 9
Coding region: 417-1082 (221 amino acids)
Biological process (GO): sphingolipid biosynthetic process; fatty acid elongation; very long-chain fatty acid biosynthetic process
Cellular component (GO): endoplasmic reticulum membrane
Molecular function (GO): 3-hydroxyacyl-CoA dehydratase activity
Source: RefSeq, a predicted model, not a curated record